AUGGGAGCAGUCCAUGCAGUGUCCCUGAAGUACGUGGGGCUUGCCGGCAUGGCGGCGACUGCUGCCCGAAUGAUAACGCCCAGUGAUGUGGACCGCUGGCUCAGCGUCGACGACCCUGACUGGGCCAGCAUCUGCAACAUUCAACUGCUCAUGGGGUUGUACCUCUACAACGUGAGCUUCAUAAAUGCAGUCAUUGCGCUCCUCUUUAAUUUGCGACUAGGUAUGAGCAUUUUGGGAAAGGACCCUGUUUCGGGCUCUGUCCCACUUUGGUCUUACGUGCUCUUCUUUGGCUUCCACGGGCCUACAUUUCUCUACACGAAGAUCCAGCGAGAGCGCGACCGCAAAAGCGGUGUGGCGCCGGCUGAUGAAGUCGAGCCUGGCUGGUGGGUUGGUGGCCGCUACAGCAACGAGCUUGGCAAGCGUUGGGCCGGAAACAUUGACCUUACCUGCGAGUUUCCAGAGACUUCGACUCAGGACAGGUAUCUGCUUAUUGAGUGCUGGGAUGGCGUGCCACCUACACCCGAUCAGCUUGAGGAAGCGGCACAGUUCGCUGUAGCUGCGCACGAGCGUGGAGAUGUGCUAGUUCACUGCGCUCACGGCCGUGGGCGGUCAACAACCACUCUCUGUGCCUGCUUAGUCCGCGCUGGUCUCUACCCCACCUGGGAGGAGGCUUUUCACGCCAUCAAGCAAAAGCGGCGGGUGGUAAAGCUGAAUCGAUCGAUGCGCGUGGCCUUGACAGAAUGGCAAGCAAAGUACAGCAGCAAGGUCAAAUAG
Messenger RNA from Symbiodinium sp. CCMP2456, 774 nucleotides. Lineage: Eukaryota; Dinophyceae; Suessiales; Symbiodiniaceae. The record is from the annotation of a GenBank genome assembly.